AUAUGAAGAAUGUAAUUUUAAACGGAAUUUUUCUUGUAUUACGAUUUUACACAGCUUUUUAGAAGAGGGCAUAAGGAGUGUCAAACACGGGCAUAAGGAGUGUCAAACACACAUGGUUCACACAAUCCUUUCAUCCUCCUGAACUCAAUAGGUUCCACUGGAAUCGUCAACAAUGCAGCUAUCUGUUGUACAUAUAAAUGCACCUGUACUGCAAGCGGCCUGGGUGUAGCGUGAAUUUGGACUCGUUGGACCCGCUGGACCUGUUGACUGAAAAUACGAGAUCUGUUGGGCAGACACGUAAUAGACUUGAUGAUAGGUCGUUAGAUAGUCGUAUUUUUCCAUCGAACGUCAGUCGAAAUCCGUUAGAGCCGACUUCAUUACAAGAUAAGUGAUAUUACUGGACGAGUUCCGAUGGCAAUUCACCCGCAAGUUAGGGGAAGAGGCAAACAACGUCCCCACGCCAAGUUAAAUGCAUUUACACCGUGUGGACUCGUUAAGAACAAGACCAAAUCAAUUACCGACUCGGCACCAAGUCUACUACAUGCACAAUAAGGGGCGCGUUGAACUGCAAAAUACUUUGCAUGAUCAUACAUACGAGUGACAAACAACAAUAACCUAAACCAGCAUACUAUUGUGCUAUUAAUCCUAGGGCUGUAUUGCAACUAUAUAAAUAAGUCCAACGAGCCUAGUAGCAUUAACAAAGCUACACGUCGCUGAUGCGCUCAGAAGCUGUUCAAGGCUUCCACGUAACUAGUUUGGUAUCGUCUGUCUGUUCAUUUGAAGCAUAUUUGGGGAUUUGCAACUGUAAUCCAGACGUAUUUGUUGACUGCUGCUCGUUUACGACAGAGAGAUAACAAUCGUGUGUAAACCUUGUACAAGACAACAAAAGACCCUUUCAAGAACAAGCCUUCGUAAACUGUGACAUUGGCCACAGCUUUCAACAAGAGUGAGCUCGCCAUCUAGCAAAUAUCACUACAAAGCCAGCCACUGUGAAUUCGGAGUCGAUCACUGCGUAGCGACAAACUCCACCGCUGUACGAUCGGUCACUGAUAUUUAAGUCACCAACUUUUUCACCAUGAGCGAAGAGUUCAUCACCGGAGUGAAGUAUGCCUUGACAAUUUGCGCUGCAUUGGCGGCCAUGUUGAAUCUCUUGGUGUUAGCUGUGUUUGUUCGCACCAGAAGCCUGAGAAUGAAGCACUAUGGGUUCCUCAUCAACCUGACACUUGCCGACUUGUUCUAUGCCGUCAUGGCGAUUGCCUACACCUGGGCAGAAUCUGAAGUUGUCUUCGUCAUCUUCUUCUCGGGUUACUUUGUGGGUGUUUGGACCAUCCUGGCUGAGGCAAUCAACCGCUACCUGGCGGUAUCCUUGUGGACACGACAGGCAAGCUAUCAUGCGCUGGUCAGCAAAAGUCGCUUGCUGGUUGUUUGCGUUUUCAUUUGGGUGGUGUCCUUUGCAGUGGAGAUCCUGCCAGCUUUCCUGGCCAACGCUGACGUGUACGCAGUCAUCGAAGGAGUGGUCAAGCCGGCAGUGGUCUUCCUGUUUUGGUUGAUAACUGCUGUCCUCUAUGUCAUUGUGUUCCGUAAAAUUCGACCUGUACACGCCGCAUUCGAAUCGACUUCGCCGUUGCAACCGAGCGAGGAACAAGCCCGCCUUCGAAUGAGCCAGAUUCAACUCUUACUGGUUACAUUCUCACUCAUUCUUGUCACGUCUUUCGUCUGCUGGAUGCCGUUCAGCGUGAUCCAACUGGUACAAUUUCUUCACGGGGAUCUGAAGAACCUUGAGGCGGCCUACUGGAUGUCCGGUACUGUCUACUGUCUGGCACCGCUGAUCAACCCUUGCAUCUACUGGUUGCGACUGGCGGGAUUCAGAGAAGGCUUCCGUAAACUGUUCUGUGGAUGUUUGACACAGGAGCCUAGCCCUAUUCUUGAGGCUGAACACUCAACCUUAGAUGGAGACCUGUGAAUAAUUACUGAAAAAAAUCAUGGGUAAAACGGUGGGAAAGAAUUCCAUUCCAUUCCAUAUCACUCGACACCUUCCAAACAACCUAUGAGACUGGUCUAAAAAAUUAUGUUUUCUAAGUGACUAUCAAUUUACGCAUCAUUAUUCUUCCUGCUAAAUUUGACGUUUUAAGACAUGUUUUCUCAUUCACGGCAUUCUGUCGGCUAAUGUAUCACUGAAGGGGAAAAGUUAGUUAUGCCCAUGUAUAGCAGUCUAAACUUCCUCCAAAAUGCUUAACUUUGCUUACAAAUUUACAAUGGAAUAAUUGGAAUAAACGAAGACGUAUUUUAACAGAUUUGAAUAUUAAUCCUUACCGAUUUAAUCUUCAUUAAUGUUUGAUCAAGAAAAAUGGUGGUGGUGAAGAAGAAUUACCUAAUGGAUGACGUUUGCAAGAUAAACUUUCGCCGAAGACUGACUGUAUGUCAACUUGUACCCAUUCGGUCGAUCGAAACACAGAGGUCAGAAUAAUUCCAGACCACUUCAGAGUGGUUCGAGUCCUGAGACCAAUCUUACUGUCUCUCUCUUCACGAACUACUGUACCUGUCAAUAUUUAAUAGGUUUUCGAGUCACAGACUUAAAUAUGGAGUCAUUGUAAUUCAGCUUGUGAUGUUCUUGGGGUUAGGAGUCAACAAAUUGAAUCUUAUUUAUAUAAAUUAAACAUUGAUGAACUUUAAAUAAUUCACUUUGAAAUUAUUGUAGAUAUAAUAUGCUUGUAAUAACAUCACACGUGUCAUCGUAUAUUCGAAUUGUAACUAACACGUCUUUAAAACAUUUCAGUUGAUAUGUAUUUCCCAACACUUCGCAAUUUUUAUGCAAAUGCAGUUUUCUUUUCCUAACAAUAAAAAAAGACAUAAUUCUCCUCAGGUAAUUGGGCAUCGCUCAUAUCGGGUUUGUAGUGGUCCAUCUUCUCCUUUUUUUGUCUCAUAGACAAUAAUUCUCCUUGGCGUUAAUGCAUAAAAUUUGCAACUCUAAACAAACAUCAACCCUGAUUGCUAAAGAUUGUGACGUAACAACAUCAUUAGGUAUCAAAUUUUAAGCAAUAUCGGUUAAAACGACCACCUUCACCAAACCAAACGACCACCACCAAAUAAAAUGAGUGAUCGACAUGUGAAAUAAAUGUUUCCAAUUAAUUUCUUUGUUAGAGUGGUUACCCUUUUCUUAUAAAUAAGAUGGUGUGUCUC
Acanthaster planci (crown-of-thorns starfish) is the source of this 3180-nucleotide messenger RNA. RefSeq names its product cannabinoid receptor 1-like. Lineage: Eukaryota; Metazoa; Echinodermata; Asteroidea; Valvatida; Acanthasteridae. Gene Ontology annotation, molecular function: G protein-coupled receptor activity. The record is from RefSeq and is a predicted model, not a curated record. Gene Ontology annotation, cellular component: plasma membrane. Gene Ontology annotation, biological process: G protein-coupled receptor signaling pathway.